Messenger RNA from Mesocricetus auratus (golden hamster), 2419 nucleotides. RefSeq names its product ubiquinol-cytochrome-c reductase complex assembly factor 1. Gene Ontology annotation, cellular component: mitochondrion. The record is from RefSeq and is a predicted model, not a curated record. Gene Ontology annotation, biological process: mitochondrial respiratory chain complex III assembly. The transcript is spliced from 10 exons. The coding region runs from base 154 to 1053 and encodes 299 amino acids. Lineage: Eukaryota; Metazoa; Chordata; Mammalia; Rodentia; Cricetidae.
CCCCGGCGGGAAACCCGCGGGUGCGCAGAGCGACAUCUACGCCUGCGCUGCCGGAGCCUGACUGCCUUUAGCAAGCGGGCAGCGUCCUGAGUGGGUGGUGACAACCGGGAUUCCGGAAGCCCACCCUUCACCCGGAAAUGAUCGUGGAGGAACAUGGCGUUGCUGGUGCGAGUCCUUAGGAACCAGACUAACAUCUCCCAGUGGGUUCCAAUAUGCAGCCAACUGGUAUCAGUAUCUUCUACCCAAAGACAGUGGGACAGGACUCUCUCCAGCACUUCCCAGAGGUCACGGAUGAACCAGUCUCGAGUCUGGGUGGAAUCAGAACAAAGUGUUGGGAUGGACACACAGCAGAAUAGGAAAUACCACACCACAAGUAAGCUUCCUACUAUCCAAGAUUUCCCGCAACCUGUAGAGGAGAAGGUUGGUCCCUUCACGAAGAUAAUAGAAGCCAUGGGAUUCACUGGACCUUUGAAAUACAGUAAAUGGAAGAUUAAGAUCGCAGCCCUACGCAUGUACACGAGCUGUGUGGAGAAAACUGACUUUGAGGAAUUCUUUCAGAGGUGUCAGAUGCCUGAUACAUUCAACUCAUGGUUUCUUAUAACCCUGCUUCAUGUCUGGAUGUGUCUAGUCCGAAUGAAGCAGGAAGGCCGGUCUGGAAAAUACAUGUGCCGGAUCAUAGUCCAUUUUAUGUGGGAAGACGUGGAGCAGCGAGGCAGAGUUAUGGGGGUUAAUUCCUAUAUCUUAAAGAAGAACAUGGCCUUUAUGACAAACAGUUUCUAUGCGGCAAUCUUAGGAUAUGAUGAGGGGAUCCUUUCUGAUGACCGUGGACUGGCUGCUGCCCUCUGGAGAACCUUCUUCAACCAGAAAUGUGAAGACCCUCGGCAGCUUGAAUUGCUGGUGGAGUAUGUGAGGAAACAGAUGCAAUACCUGGACUCCAUGAACGGCGAAGAUCUGCUUCUAACAGGGGAAGUGAGAUGGCGCCCUCUGGUGGAAAAGAAUCCACAGAGCAUCUUGAAGCCCCGUACUCCUACUUACAAUGAUGAGGGCCUUUGAGAGCCUGGCCCCUCUGCUCGGUUGGCUGGCUGGCUGGCUGGCUUUGAGGAACCCCCAUGGAAGAAGUGCCUGUUUGUCCCAGGACCCUGAAGAAGGUGGCUUGAACUGACUUUUGAACAGCACCUGUUGAAUACUCGGCUCCUUUGUGUUGAGUUUCUUCUUGUGAUCCCAGGAGUCUGAUCCAGUGGGGAUACUGCUGGGAGGUCCUCUCACUCUCCCGACAUGUUCCCUCCCUCAAGAGAAGUCCCCAGCACGCUUCCCAAGUCCCUCCAGCAGCACACAUAAGGAGGGAUGGGUAGGUUAGAAAGGGGCCCCUCACCCAGACCCCUGUGCCUAGGAGCAGUUUCUAAUGUUAAGUCAAAAUGAGUAACCAUAUGCUGUCCCCCAGCUUUGAGCCAUGGGGUUGAAGUAGCCAUUAAAAAAAGAGAUGUAUUUCUGCCAUGGUUCUUCUUUGUUCCAGGGUCUUUUAGAAACCAAGGUAAAGGCAGUCCUGGCGGCACACUUCUUUAAUCCCAGCUCUUAGGAAAAAGGAAGGCGUGUUCGAGGCCAGACUGAAUUACAGGGUGAAAUCCAAGACAGGCAGGGCUACACAGAGAAACCUUCCUGUCUCUAAAAACAAACUAAAAAAGAACAGAAACACAGGUGAGCCGGUGGAUGAUCCAGACUCAAGAGUCAACUCCUACUCAGUUAGAGGCAGGGAAAGGUCAGAGGUUCCCUCUGCUGCUCCUGUCUCUAGUUCACAGAGGAGUCACUGGGCAAAGCGCCAUCCACCAGGCGCAUUCCCUGGUCACAUCCUAAGUGGUAUAGAAAGAGGCCUGGAAACAGAGUCCCUUUGACGCCCACAGUGACAUCCUUUACGUGAGAUAGUCUUCCUGGCCUGUGGGUACCAGCCCCAGCCCCAGCCCAGUUUCUACCCCAUCCCCAGCUUCUGAAGCAAGCUGUAAGGGACACCUGGUCUGAGCUCUUCAGGGGCCUGUUCCUCCUCUCUGAGAGUUUUGGGUCAUCUCUUGGAAUUGAGGAAAGGGGGUGGGAACCGUCUCCCUCCCCCAUCCAGCUUCCUUCAUUGAACUUGCUAUAAAAUGAGUCAUAUAAAGAAACUCUAUACCGUGAGGUAGACGCCACUUCUGUGAAAACAUUACAAAUCAAGCUGCCUUCUCUUGCUUUAUUUGCGAUGCUUUGGUUGCAAGCGGGGCUCUGGAGUGAAGCGUCCUCUGUGAGUGCAAGAUAAUAACACCUUGUAACUCGUUACAUCUGGGCACUAUUUACAUAAACCAGAAGCGAGCCAGGCAGGAAUUUGCUGAUUAAUUUAUUUUUAAUGGAGUGAAGUAUGCCAUGCACCAAAAUAAACUUUACUGUGUGUACCUAA